This is a messenger RNA of Eurytemora carolleeae, 1088 nucleotides long. RefSeq lists its product as uncharacterized. The record is from RefSeq and is a predicted model, not a curated record. The transcript has 4 exons. Bases 40 to 540 code for a protein of 166 amino acids. NCBI's taxonomy places the organism in Eukaryota, Metazoa, Arthropoda, Copepoda, Calanoida, Temoridae.
UUUAAAAUACUUUAAUCUUAAUUUUUUUUUUGCAGAAAAAUGGUGUGGAGAAAUACAUCUAUCCUAGUUCUUGUACUGUACUGCGGACAGAGCAUUGCUGCACUGGAGGUAGCAGCAGGACCUCCAGGGUUAAGAAAUGACAUCCAGAACACCGAGGUACUGUCUGAUGAGCAAGGGACUGGAAAACUUUAUUUCACUGGACCAGGAUAUACAAUCAAUCUUAUUCCACAAGCAAUCCUUCUAGGAAUCCUAGCAGCCAUCGCAGCUUUCUUCCUGGGCCUUGACCUUUUCGGAUCCAACAGCGCUUCCACCUCUGGUUAUGGAGCUCCAUCUGUAGGUUAUGGAGCCCCAGAGCCCAGCUAUGGAGCCCCCGUUGCUAGUUAUGGAGCCCCUGCUGCUAGCUAUGGAGCCCCUAGCGCCGGAUAUGAUGCACCUUCUUCCGGUUAUACCGCAUCCGCCAGACAAUUCGAUUAUGCCAAGUCUAACGCAAACCUAGACCAGUAUGAUACCCUCUCCAGGAGGAAGAGAAGCUCUUUCUGAAAAAAUCAUAGUUAUUUCUGAAAAAUUCGCAGUUUUUUUGUAUAGCCCUUUGGGACUAAACCGACACCAUUGAUUACAAUUCUGUAGACACACAAUGAAACACAUCAAAAUAAGACCGUACUAUCAAAAUGACCUUCAUUAAAGGGUGGUAAUACCCUUAAUUUUAUACUAGUCAUUAUUAUUAGAUCAAAAAAAACCGUACCUAUAAUACUUACGUUUUUUGUAAACGUAAAGGAUUAAGACUUUUUUAACACAUGUACAAGUUCAAACUAUACAAAGACAUAUAAAUGUUGAUACAUAAGACUCACAAAACAAUGAGACAGUAAAACAAUUUAAAUCAUUAAUUUUUUUGUUUUGUAAUAACAUUUUUUUAAAUUAUAAUUUUCCAAGUUAAUUUCUGUGGUUGAAAAUAUAAGAAUUUACAUGAGCGAUUUAGUUUUUAAUUGAGUAGUUUUAUUUAUAAGUAAAUAUUAGCCUAUGUUUUAACUUUCUUUUGAAUCACUGUAUCACAUCAGUCGUAGCUAUUAAAUAAAUGUAUGCCAUUAAAA